This is a messenger RNA of Macrobrachium nipponense, 1445 nucleotides long. RefSeq lists its product as uncharacterized. The record is from RefSeq and is a predicted model, not a curated record. The transcript is spliced from 4 exons. The annotation marks the transcript as partial. NCBI's taxonomy places the organism in Eukaryota, Metazoa, Arthropoda, Malacostraca, Decapoda, Palaemonidae.
AUUCUGCAAUACUAUUGCUGCUGAUGGCAUCGACAUGGGUAGAAUCUUCUGUCCAGCUGACUGUGCUUAGUGAACAGUCAUCUGUCUGUGAUCUAGAUGGGAAAAUACUCACCUGUGAUUUAGAAAACGAAAUUGAGAGGUAUAGCCUUCGUUACGUAUAGCCAAUCAUCCAUCGAGAAAGAGGGAAGGAAUGCUGUCAUAAGUUGCGUAACGAGUGCGUUCGAAACCUUUUAUCUGAGUUCAAGAUGAAUACGAUGACGAGGUUGGCAUUGGGGUUCUUCAUUCCUGUCCUGGGUCAGACUCUUCCAACAGAAGUUCCAGUGAUCGAAGCGUCACUUCGUGAGUGCGAACGUAGGCAGAAUUCCCUCUUCUGUGAUUUUCAGGGCUCUAGCAUAGACACCAUCUACCUUGACCGAACGAAUGAAACGUUCGGCAUCAUUUACGUAUAUAACAUAGCCAAGCUUCAUCUGAAUCAUAAGAGCUGCACCAACUUAGCCCUGAACAACAUUGGAAGAGUCGAAAUAGCGGAGAAGGAGCUACUAGUAGACUACACGUGUAGUCGAGCGAUAAAACUCACAGCCAAAGAUACUCUCUUCAGCGAGAUUCCAGGGAACGCGAAAGAAAUUGACCUGGAAAACUGCACCCUGCUGUCCUGGACGACUGUCUCCUCUCUCACGAAAGCCAGCAUCUUGAAUUCACGUGUAGAAGUGCUCAACGCAUCUGAACCUUUGAUGAAUGCAGCAUCGUUCAUGGUGGAUGGGUCCUCCAUAGGCAUCUUGCAGAAGCUCGUCCUUAAUGGAUCUGAAUUCAGCAUGAAAUCCACGAAAAUAGAUUUUAUCUCUCCUGGAGGCUUCGUGGUCCAACGAGGACUCGCGAAGUUAGAGAACUGCUCGUUUCAAAAUGCGUCUGUCGACAGUUUCCUGAUUCAUCCCAAAGCUACUUUAUUGCUUGAGAACCUUUCUGGGAACCUGAGAAUAUCUCAUACGGGGAAGUCUAGCGACGUUGAAAAUACUGCGAAUGAGAAAGAUUUCUACACUGAAUUUGUCGUGGUACUUGCCGUCCUCGUCAUAACGAUGGUAUCAUGCUUGGGUAUAAUCUUCGUCUAUUGUAUUAAGGAGAGAACCCGUAGCCAAGUUCCCGGAAUUAAUGAUGCCAAGUUCCAAAACAAAGACGAACAAAUUUCACUUCUGGACAAAAACUCCCCUUCCGAGACUAACCGUAGCUCUAAAAAAGACUUAGACAAUAAUCGGGAAAGAGAGAUUCUUACGAACCAGGGCGCGUCGAGGGAAGGUGAUGACGCCAUGUCAAAGGAACAACUGACAGCCCCUCCUUACCAAGAUGACGUCAGCGACAAAGUCAUUAUCUUCAAGUGUUAUUACCUGGCAGGACAGGAUUGUGAAAUAGGGGAUCUUUUGCGAAAAGGCAAAAUCAAAAUAGCACUGAGC